Molecule: messenger RNA, 867 nt
Organism: Psilocybe cubensis
Lineage: Eukaryota; Fungi; Basidiomycota; Agaricomycetes; Agaricales; Agrocybaceae
Product: Protein NIF3-like protein
Exons: 7
Coding region: 1-867 (288 amino acids)
Cellular component (GO): mitochondrion; cytoplasm
Source: RefSeq, a predicted model, not a curated record
AUGUCGAGAACCUUGCUGAAGUCAGUUUGCAAAGCCAUGGAGCGCAUUGCUCCUCUAAGGCUCGCUGAAAAGUGGGAUAAUGUAGGAUUGCUAUUAGAAUCACCCAUUGAGAAACAGAAACCUGGGAAUGUACUUCUUACUAUUGAUUUAACUUCGGCUGUGCUCGCAGAAGCACUCACCCAAGAUGCUUCGGUCAUUGUAUCUUAUCAUCCGACCAUUUUCAGCGGACUUAAGUCCAUGACGCUUUCAAAUCCGCUGCAGAAGUCGCUACUUAGCUGUGCUGCGCAGGGCAUAUCAGUCUACUCUCCCCACACUUCUCUCGACUCUGUCUGGGGAGGCAUCAAUGACUGGCUGGCGGAAGGUUUGAUGAAAGGAAAGGACGAUGGCCAAAUUCGCGCUCUGGUGGGUGAGAAGCUGAGCCCAGCUACCGGUGAAAGCGAAGGCGCAGAAGGGCGACUAAUCACACUAAACGAGCCAAUUGGGAUGGAUGUUCUGGAAAAGAGGAUAAAAUCCCAUCUCAACCUUUCCAAAAUUCAAGUGGGUUAUCCUGCUGAUGGAUGUUCUUCUUCCACUGUACGCUCGAUCGCUAUUUGUGCUGGCUCUGGUGGAUCAAUGCUGUUAGGCAAGGAAGCGGAUGUGUAUUUUACAGGAGAGAUGUCGCAUCACGAGGUCCUAGCUGCAGUUGCUGCAGGAAAGCACGUCAUUCUUUGUGGCCACACCAACACCGAACGGGGCUAUCUUCCGAUCCUUGCCGCCAAAUUACAGGCCGAACUUCGAGCUACCAACAGUGAGCCCAGGGAUCAUGGCAUGGAGGAAGUCAGGGUGAUAGUGAGCCAAAAGGAUAAACACCCUCUCGAGAUUGUUUAG